AAAUUAUAUACAAACACACAUAUCGAUAUCUAAAACUAAAAUAACUAUCACCACUAAAAGGUAAAAAAAAUGCCAAAAGAGCACGCCAGCAAGGACAAGGAGUGUGGAUGCGCGGUGAAGAAGAUCUAUCUUCUGCUCUACAACUCCACGAUGUGCGCCGGCUGGGCCACAAUUCUGUACAAAGUCGCCGAGCACCUCCUGCAGGGCGGCAGGUCGGAAACCCUUUACGAGAAGAUCGCCCUCCCUCUCGUGGUCUUCCAAACCGGCGCCGUGGCCGAGAUCCUGCACGCGAUGUUCGGCCUCGUGCGCAGCCCCGUCGGGACGACCUUCCUGCAGGUGCUGUCCCGCCUGCUCGUCCUCUACGGAGCCGUGCGAGUUGGUGAAGGCCCCUCACGGCGAGACCCCGCCUUUCUCCAGAUGAUCGUGGCCUGGGCCCUAAGCGAGAUUGUUCGCUAUUCCUUCUACGGGACGAACCUCCUGGGGGCAAGCACGCAGAUUCUGACCUGGCUGCGCUACUCGGCCUUUAUGCUGCUUUACCCACUCGGGAUCACCGGGGAGGCGAUGUGCCUUUACAAGGCCCUAGACCUGAUUAAGAAAAACAAGCCAUGGUCCGUUGAGCUGCCCAACAAAAUGAAUUUCACCUUCUCGUGGUAUAAUGGUGUACGGGUUCUUCUCGCAACCUACCCGCUUGGAUCGUAUAUCAUGUACACGUAUAUGCUUUCUCAGCGGCGAAAGACGCUAAACAAGAAUGCCGAAGCUGGAAAACAUAAAGCGCAAUAG
Messenger RNA from Phytomonas sp. Hart1, 780 nucleotides. NCBI's taxonomy places the organism in Eukaryota, Euglenozoa, Kinetoplastea, Trypanosomatida, Trypanosomatidae. The record is from the annotation of a GenBank genome assembly.